AUGCCUCCGAAGCGAAAGAGAGCCGAAGACCAUCCGGCGCGCGAAGAUGCGCCGCGCCGCAGCAGCAGGCGGGUCAAGGAGCCGCCUACUGUCGUGAAAGCCUCGAGCGUCUCCAAAACUGGCCUUCUCGACGAUAGCUCCCCCAAGGCGAGGCGCGCAGUCGAACGCGCCAUGCUCGAGCUAAGCGAGAUGGAGCACAAGCUACAGGAUGAUACUCGACGACAGCGCCUUGCCAUUCAGAGCUCCAGCUUCCGCGUCGAUGCCGAGGACGCCACCAGGGUCGCGUUCCAGACCUAUUCCUCGGUGCCAGCCGAGGAGAUGGUCCCCGACACCGCUCUGGGCAAGGCAAACGGCACCAAUUCGGAUGACGAAAUUGGCAAUGACCGUGACUCGGAGUACGUCAUCAGCAACAAGGACGAGGGGGGCGAUGUUGCUGCAGAACGAGGCGCGAAGAGGCCGCCCCCGGUCAACAGUGAGAAACUGCCUCUGCCGUGGUCGGGUCGCCUGGGUUACGCGUGCCUAAACACCUAUUUGAGAUCCGCGAACCCACCGGUAUUCUCCUCUAGGACCUGCAGGAUCAGCUCCAUCCUCGAGCACCGGCACCCCCUCCAGGAUCCUUCCCAGCCCGAGCACCCGACCAAGAAUCGCCCCGACACGAGCAAGCCCGCAGACGUCACCCGCGGCCUCAAGUACGUUCAGGACCUAGGCCUCGCCAACGCCAGGGACAUCGUCAAGAUGCUGCGCUGGAACGACAAGUACGGCAUCAAGUUCAUGCGGCUUAGCAGCGAAAUGUUCCCUUUUGCGAGCCACGAUCAGUACGGCUACAAGCUGGCACCCUUUGCCUCCGAAGUGCUGGCCGAGGCUGGCAGGGUAGCUGCUGAAUUGGGCCACCGCCUGACUACGCACCCAGGCCAGUUCACGCAGCUUGGGAGCCCGAGAAAGGAGGUUGUCAGGGCCGCCAUCCGUGACCUGGACUACCACGACGAGAUGUUGUCGCUGCUCAAGCUGCCGGACCAGCAGAACCGCGACGCGGUCAUGAUCCUUCACAUGGGCGGCAUGUUUGGCGACAAGGAAGCAACACUUAACCGGUUCAGAGAAAACUAUGCCCUUUUGUCGGACAGCGUCAAGCGGCGCCUGGUCUUGGAAAAUGACGACGUGUCCUGGAGUGUGCACGACCUGCUCCCGAUCUGCGAGGAGCUCAACAUUCCCCUCGUCUUGGACUACCACCACCACAACAUCGUCUUCGAUCCGUGCAUGCGGGAGGGAACGCUGGACAUUAUGCAGCUGUACGACCGCAUCCGCGCAACGUGGACGAGGAAGCGCAUCAACCAGAAGAUGCACUACAGCGAAGCGACGGCGGCGGCGGUGACGCCGCGCGAGCGGAGAAAGCACUCGGCACGAGUUAAGACGCUGCCGCCCUGCCCGCCGGACAUGGACCUCAUGAUCGAGGCCAAGGACAAGGAGCAGGCCGUGUUCGAGCUGAUGCGGACGUUCCGGCUACCCGGCUGGGACCGCUUUAACGCUUUGGUGCCGCACGAGCGGGAUGACGAGCCGCGCAAGGAGGUGGUCCGCAAGGCCAAAGGGAAGAAGAAGGGCGCCAAGAGUGGCGAGGAUGAAGAUGAGGUGCUGGUGCCGGAGAAGAUGGUGAGCCCGGAGAGGGUAUCGAUGGGCGGGCCAGAGGGCAGGGUGUACUGGCCCGAGGGAAUGGAGGAGUGGCUGCGGCCAAAGAAAAGAGAGGUGAAGAAGAAAGUCGGCGUAAAGGACGAGUAA
This is a messenger RNA of Purpureocillium lilacinum, 1770 nucleotides long. RefSeq names its product UV-damage endonuclease. Gene Ontology annotation, molecular function: endonuclease activity. Lineage: Eukaryota; Fungi; Ascomycota; Sordariomycetes; Hypocreales; Ophiocordycipitaceae. Gene Ontology annotation, cellular component: nucleus; mitochondrion. Gene Ontology annotation, biological process: mitochondrial DNA repair; nucleotide-excision repair; response to UV. The record is from RefSeq and is a predicted model, not a curated record.